GUAGUUCGAAAUGGGUGAUGUCCUUAUUGGUGGGAAACCUACUGGCUUUUGUAAGGAUGGAUGUUCCGCAAUUGUAGAUUCAGGAACUUCAAUGAUAGCAGGUCCAAUGAAUGCCAUCACAGAGAUAAAUCUUGCCAUCGGGGCUAUGGGAAUUAUUAAUGACCAAUGUCAGAAAGCUAUUGGGAAUGUGGGAAACCUAGUCUUUGAUAUGUUUUCCGCAAUGUUUAAAGAACCUGGGAAGUUAUGCUCCCGUAUCACAAUCUGUGUUCCUGGUGAUAAAGCUACUGACGGUAGUGACAUUAGGAGUGUGGUGGAUAUGAGUGAUGGUUUAACUGGACCUCCACAAGUCCCAAUAUGUAAAGCAUGUGAGAUUGUAGUAGACUUCUGGCAUAAAGUGCUCACAAACAACCUGUCACGAGGUGCCGUCUUAAAAUUAGGCACCCAACUAUGUGCUGUGACGGGUUUAGCCGGAGAGUCAACUGUAGACUGUGCACGACUUCCAUUUAUGCCUACUAUUUCAUUUCCCAUUGGGGACAAAGAAUUUGAACUUUCUCCUAAUGAGUACAUAACUAAGAUUGGCGAGGGUGCUAGUGCUCAGUGCGUAAGUACCUUCGUUCCUCUGGAUAAUCCUCCUGAGGUUGGCCCACUUUGGAUACUGGGUGAUGCAUUUAUGCGUCGUUACCACACUAUAUUUGAUCAUGGUAAUCUCAGAAUUGGAUUUGCAGAAGCCGCAUAAAUAAGAGAUAUUAACCAAAGGUGCUAUUACAUUGGUUAACGUAUUUUCUUUGCUUGUAUCUAGUAAUAUAAAGUGUUACAUUUAAUACUAGUAAUAUGAUGCCUCAUGUGCUUGCAAAAUAUUUAUUAAUAUAUACUGUUCUUCAUAUUGUUGGAAAAUGUAAUGUU
Lactuca virosa is the source of this 903-nucleotide messenger RNA. NCBI's taxonomy places the organism in Eukaryota, Viridiplantae, Streptophyta, Magnoliopsida, Asterales, Asteraceae. The record is from the annotation of a GenBank genome assembly.